UUGCGCCGGGAAAAUGUGGAAAAUUCAGACCAGUCAGUCGGGUCGCGCGGCCGUUGCAACACGCGCCGUCACGCUGAAAUGUAGCACGGCUAAAUCAAACUUUUGGUCUGUUUUUCAAUCAUAUCUUAAAUUAAUUGUUGAUAAAAUUUACAAAUUCAGUGUUUCGUUUGAUAUGUUUUACUAUAGUGAAAGAAUUUACACACAGUGCCAGUAUAAUGUCAAAAUACUAGUGGCGGGAAACAGUUUUGAUAUCUCGCUUGACGUGUUGUGUCCUAUGUGUACGUAGAGAGAGCAGCCGUCUGCCCUGCUGGGCGGCCGACAUGCUGGAUUCGCCGUGAAUCGAUAUUUUUGGAGCGUUGUUUAGCUGAGACCAUGGGGUCUAAGGCUCGAUAAAGGAGCGACAAUGGAAAAUGGGAGAAGAGAGGAACAAUGACGCGAUGCAGGGGUCGGGUGCGAUGACCCCGGCGCGCCCCGCGGGCCGGCCUGCGCCCGCGCCGCCCCGCCCGCGCGCCCCGCCGCCGCCGCCGCUCACGCCCAUCAUCGCUAACUACACGCUUAUUAGGCUAUGUCUACAUUUUCUCCGGGUGUCUCACUUCCAUCGAGGAGACACCGCGAUCCCUCUCCCGCGAGUGAACUUUAAUUUUUCAAAGCGUCCGCUAGUCAAAUUAAAAGCAUGCAUAGCAUGUAGUUUACGAACUAGGACAAUGUGUUACGAUAUAGUAUUGUUAUUAGUUAAAGCGAUAGUGCAAUUAUGUAGUGGUAUGGGGCGGGUGUGCGCGUGGGGCGGGCGGCGCGGUCGGGCGCGCUGGCUGGGCGCGCUGGCGCUGGCUGCGGCGUGCGGCGGCGGCGCGGCGCGGCGGGAGGACGACCUGCACAUCGGGGGCAUCUUCCCCAUGGAGGGCGAGGGCGGCUGGCAGGGCGGCCAGGCCUGCAUGCCCGCCGCCGACCUGGCGCUGGCCGACGUCAACGCGCGCUCCGACCUGCUCUCCGGGUUCAAGCUGCUGCUGCACAGCAAUGACAGCAAGUGCGAGCCGGGGCUGGGUGCGAGCGUGAUGUACAACCUGCUGUACAACCCGCCGCAGAAGCUGCUGCUGCUGGCCGGCUGCUCCACGGUCUGCACCACCGUCGCCGAGGCCGCUAAGAUGUGGAACCUUAUGGUGUUGUGCUACGGCGCGUCGUCGCCGGCACUGUCGGACCGCGCGCGGUUCCCGACGCUAUUCCGCACGCACCCCUCGGCCACCGUGCACAACCCCACCCGGAUCAAGCUCAUGCAGAAGUUCGGCUGGUCGCGCAUCGCCAUCCUGCAGCAGGCCGAGGAGGUCUUCAUAUCGACGGUAGAAGACCUGGAGGCGCACUGCAAGAAGGCGGGCAUCGAGAUCGUGACCCGGCAGUCGUUCCUGUCGGACCCGGGCGACGCCGUCCGCAACCUGCGGCGGCAGGACGCGCGCGUCAUCGUGGGCCUGUUCUACGUGGUGGCCGCGCGCCGCGUGCUGUGCGAGGUCUACAAGCACCGCCUCUAUGGGAAGUCCUACGUCUGGUUCUUCAUCGGUUGGUACGAAGACAACUGGUUCGAGACGAACCUGGAGCGCGAGGGCAUCGAGUGCACGGUGGAGCAGAUGCGCGAGGCGGCCGAGGGGCACCUCACCACGGAGGCGCUCAUGUGGAACCAGAACGCCAACCAGACCACCAUCUCCGGGAUGACGUCAGAGGACUUCAGGUCCAGACUAAACGAGGCUCUGCGCGAGGCCGGCUACGACAUCGACGGCGAGCGCUUCCCGGAAGGAUAUCAAGAAGCGCCUCUAGCAUACGACGCAGUCUGGGCAGUCGCAUUAGGUAAAACACCCUGUAUUCCACUCUACAUAAGGUUAAAUAUCGAAAAUGAUACAACAACUAAAUCUUUUCCCGCAGCAUUCAAUAAAACUAUGGAGAAACUGGCAAAGAGCGGUCUCAGCCUCAAGAACUUUACAUAUACGAACAAGAAAAUUGCCGAUGAUAUUUAUGAAGCCAUCAAUUCCACGUCUUUCCUUGGAGUGUCUGGUCUGGUAGCGUUCUCGUCGCAGGGCGACCGGAUAGCGCUGACGCAGAUCGAGCAGCUGUCCGACAACCACUACGUGAAGCUGGGCUACUACGACACGCAGGCCGACAACCUCACGUGGCUGGAGCGCGAGCGGUGGGUCGGAGGCAAGGUGCCGCCGGACCGCACGGUGGUGGUGACGGAGCUGCGCACGGUGUCGCUGCCGCUGUUCGCGUGCAUGACGGCGCUGUGCAUCGCGGGCUCGCUGGCCGCCGCCGGGCUGAUCGUGUUCAACGUCAUGCACCGCCACCGCAGAGUGAUCCAAUGGUCGCACCCGGCGUGCAACACGGUGAUGCUGUGUGGGUGCUGCGUGUGCUUCGCGGCGGCGGUGGCGCUGGGCGUGGACGGGCGCUGGGUCAACCCGGACGCCUUCUCCGCAGUCUGCGCAGCGCGCGCCUGGCUCCUGGCCACCGGCUUCUCCAUGGCUUACGGGGCCAUGUUCACGAAGGUGUGGCGAGUGCAUCGACAUACGACUAAGCCGAAGAUGGAGUCGAAGAAGCGGCACGGCUGGAAGCUAUACUCCAUGGUGGGCGGGCUCCUCGCCCUAGACGCGUGCCUGCUGACGGCGUGGCAGGCGCGGGACCCGCUGCGGCGCCGCGUGGAGACCUUCCCGCUGGAGGCGCCGCGGCACCACACCGACGACGUGCACAUCCGCCCCGAGCUCGAGCACUGCGAGAGCGAGCAUAAUGCUGUGUGGCUCGGCGUGAUGUACGGCUACAAAGGCCUAGUGCUAGUCUUCGGGCUAUUCCUCGCGUAUGAGACUCGCUCAGUGAAGGUCCGCCAGAUCAACGACUCGCGCUACGUGGGCAUGAGCAUCUACAACGUGGUGGUGCUGUGCCUCAUCACGGCGCCUGUGAUCCUGGUCAUCGCCAGCCAGCAGGACGCCGCCUUCGCCUUCGUGUCGCUAGCCAUCGUGUUCUGCUGCUUCCUUAGUAUGGCGCUCAUAUUUGUGCCGAAGGUGAUCGAGGUCAUCCGUCACCCGACGGAGCGCGCGGAGAGCGGGCGCGGCUCGGGCUCGGGCUCCGCGCCGGCCGACGAGGAGCGCUACCGGGACCUGCUCAAGGAGAACGAGGAGCUGCAGCAGCUCAUUGCACAGAAAGAGGAGCGCAUCCGCGUGCUGAAGCAGAAGGUGGCGGAGCGCGAGGCGGCGGCGGCGGAGGCCCCCACAGAUGUACAGGAUGAGCACAUCUGAGGCAAACUGCGAAUAAUUACUAGGUUCUGUCUCUACGAAAUCGUUCUUUGUAGUAUUUUUGAAGCAUGUGUUAACUCAUAAGAAAUAAAGUGUUCUUAUAUAAAUUAGACAAUUGAUGUUUAAGGAACCUUAUGAUGAAUAACUGUGCUCGUUUAAGAAUUAGACUCGUUUUAGGUAGUAAGAAACCGGUUUGUUUUAAGUGUCGUUUAGUGAAAUAUAAUGAAUGAUUAGAUUCAAGAACAGUGUCCAUCCCCGUUGGGGUAGGGCCAGCAAUGUGGUAAACAAUUGAUUCACCAGUCUGAAUCAUAAUCUACAAAUUUUCAUUAUGAUAAAACCUGUGAAUUGUAUUAGAUAGUAUCUCAUUAUUCUUCAUAGGAACUAUUAACAGCUUUCAUGUUUCUACGAUAUGUCCUUUUAUAUACUUACGUAAAAAUGGAAACGUCAUCCUAUUUAUUUCAAUAAAUCAAAAGCAUGUUAUUAUACCUACACAGUUACUAGGACAUAUCACUUAAUAUAAAUCAAGAUACACAUUGCGUCUCCACAAUGGGUCUGCCCUGGAGCCGUGACCUCAUGACUCAUGACACUCUUUGUGAAACGGAGAGAUAUGUACAGUGCGUGGUGCCAAAACUUUAAAACAGUUUCUGUAUUCGUAACUUCUAAUUUUCUCAAAACUAAUUAUAUAAGUUUAAGACGAAAGUCUUCGUUAGUUAGGCUCAACUCAGUAUAGUAUAAUUACCUAUCUAUAUAAAUAUACCUUACACCUUUAACGAUAAAACUAAUCAUAAACUUACAGAUAUGUCACAGCACUGCCAGUUAAUUUUACAUGAUAUUGUAGAUGACAAAACAUUAGUGAUAUGUACUCGUAUGUAGUGUUAUAAUUAUUAUAUCAAUAACUGAAUGAAUUGUUUAUAUAAAUUCUAGAUCAAAAAAUGUCGUUAACGAUAUUUCUAAUCCAUUGGAAGCCAUUUACUUAAUUUCGUAUAAAAUGUGUAGGGAAUAAAUGAUACAGUAUCUACAUGUUUGGCGAAGAAUGUGGGCUGCAGUCGGUGGGCUGUAGUUACAGAGCGGGCUGCGGGCUCGCGGCGCGGGGCGGCGGCGGCGGCGGCGGCGCGGCCUCCGCCAGCGCAUCAUGCUCUGUUACGUAACUGUAUGAAAACAUUCCGGAAAAACGACGCUCUAUUAUACAUUAAUGUUUGCUCCAAGGAACACUGUAAACGUUAUAACGGAAAUAAACAUUAUCUCCAAGGUCAUCAGAGUCACUUUUGAAUGGUUACAAAAUGUAAGACACUUUCCGACUUGCAAAGUUUCAGCCACUUGUCUUGUUUAUUGCGAGCUGCUGCGGCACUUGUGCUAUCUUCUUAUCACAGUUUUUUAUUGUUCUUACAAAAAUAUCCUUGAAGGAUCUCUGUGCAAGUUGUGUUAGUGGCUGUCUUAAGAUCUUGGCCUUAGUCACAAUAGAUUUGACUGCAUAGAAUGUAUACCUAACUGAUAGUAUUGCCGUAAUUGUUGUCUAAAUUGUUUGUAUUAUAAAUUAUACAGUUUAUAUUAUAUACUACGUUAACACGUUCAAAAUUUUAAAGGCAGAUAAAAACGAAUCAAUUUUAUAGUUUCUUUACAAUUCCGUCGGUGGAGAAAGGUCAAUAAGUGUUUGAUUUGUUCAACAAGUAUGUUAAAAUUUGUCUUCGUUGUUUUUGUUCCGACUGUUUACUAGAUUUUAUGAAUAGUUGUUUGCGACAAUUCUCCUUUGACGGGAUAGUGUUGUACCUAGUUAGAAAAACUUAGUCAGUUAGCAAAAUGUAAUAGUUAAGCUUGGUAAUUGGUCGGCUUUACUUUCCUGUGAUCUCUGAGUUUGGUUGUAUUCAAUGUUUCACCGAAUAGCCAUCACUAUGUAAAUAAAGAAUCAUUGAUUGAUCUGAAUGUUA
Plutella xylostella (diamondback moth) is the source of this 5188-nucleotide messenger RNA. Lineage: Eukaryota; Metazoa; Arthropoda; Insecta; Lepidoptera; Plutellidae. The record is from RefSeq and is a predicted model, not a curated record.